This is a messenger RNA of Cuculus canorus (common cuckoo), 3043 nucleotides long. It is a transcript of the gene ADIRF, whose product is annotated as adipogenesis regulatory factor. The record is from RefSeq and is a predicted model, not a curated record. Lineage: Eukaryota; Metazoa; Chordata; Aves; Cuculiformes; Cuculidae. Gene Ontology annotation, cellular component: nucleus. The coding region runs from base 576 to 806 and encodes 76 amino acids. Gene Ontology annotation, biological process: positive regulation of fat cell differentiation. The transcript is spliced from 3 exons.
GACAUAAAUGAUAACUCUCACCACCUAACAGCAUCCCACCUGAAAAGGAAACGGCAUUGUGAUUAAAACUGCUGAAAACUGAAUGUAGUUUGGGCUGGUUUCUGUUCUCAGGAGGUUCAGCUGAGGGGAUGAAGGGAAGAAAAAGAAGCCAGCCCAGCAAGAAUGAAAGUUGGCCGUGCCCAGGUACCGCCACUUCAGUAGUUUUCCAGCACUCUGUACAAAACUCAGUUCAAUGUUUUUUCUCUGCUUAUGAUGGUGGAACAGGUUUUUUCAUGGUUUUGAAAAAAAAAUCCAAACUUAUAAACAAAGACAGCGCGAUGAAGCAGAAAUCUCUACCUGGGCACACCCUUUCAUUGGGGAGGGUAAAUAAACGGCUUUUUUGUGUGUAUUUCCAGCUCUCAUCCUUCACGUUGAAGCUCCACCCAUUGUAUCAAUCACCCCCAAAAGCAUCAGCAGAGCUCUUGGCACACGUAUAAAACCAGGACAGGUCAGGACACCUCUCACAAUGUGCUGUACAUCGACAGACGCUUGAUUUUAUUGAAGCAGAGGAGUGCUAACGGUUGUCAGAAACCACAAUGUCGGCUAAAAACUUCCAGGGACUGAAGACACAGGCUGAAGGUGCAGCAAAAGAUGCUGCAAAUGCAUUCGGACAGGCUACCCAGGAUGCAGUCAACCAGUUUACAGAGGCGAGCCAGAAAGCUAUUGACAAGGCUUCCAAGACAGUGCAAGAUGGGGUAGAAAAAGCAACCGGACAAGCUGCAGAAGCAGUGUCUGGCCUCGGGAAAAAAUGUGGAUUUAAGAAAUAAUGCUAAUUUAAGCUAACGGUAUUGCAUGUGAAAAUCUCUCUUUGGUCUGCGAUUCCCUAGUCCUUUGUGUAGAAAUAUGAAAGCUGUUUGAGAUCUGGGUGACUUCUCUCUCUCCAAAUACAUACUUCUAAGGCAAAAAGCCCCCCUCCUCUUUCACGUAGGAAAAAAAUACGUCUUUUAUCACAUCUUGUAACAUCUGUUGGCCAUCUUUAACAUGGCUCAUAAGGCUCCAGCAAUGCGAUUGCCCUGCUCUUACAACAGCCCAAUGACUAUUGCCACAUUUGCUGAGUGUAUUUACAAAAUCAGCGAAACCUUUCAUGCUCUGGGAAACCAGAACAUUUGUGUGAUGAAGCUGAAUUUCCUUCCAGUAAUCAAAAAUGAAGCUGAGGUUAUAGUUCAUGUCAGUUUUUUGUUUGUUCCCUUUUGCUGUGUUUUCAGAUUAAGAUAAAUAAAAGGUAUUAUAAGAUUUACACCACCCAGAAACGUAUCACUGUGUUAUGUAUUCUUGUUGUUUUAUUGGGCUUUCAGUGAAGGAUCACACAAUGUUUUGCAAAUAUCUAGUUUUUUGAUUCAAAGUUCAUCAGUGCCCAUCCUGGAAGGGAGAUAAAUACUGAAUCAUUUCACGGUUGGCAGAUGGACAUGGAAACCAACAGCCCCGCACUGCAGAGGAGCCCCGUGGUGUCUGUGAGUGAGUGGGACCUAUGAUGUCCUCCCCUUUUCCUUUCUCUCCUGUGCCUGUUGCCGGUCUAGAUUUAGAAUCAUAGAGUCAUAGAAUGGUUUGGCUUGGAAGGGACCUUAAAAAUCAUCCAGUUCCAACCCCCCCUGCCAUGGGCAGGGGCACCUUCCACUGGGUCAAAUUGCCCCAUGCAACCUGGCUUUGAACACCUCCAGGGGUGGGGCAUCCAUGAUUUCCCUGGGCAACCUGUGCCAGCGCCUCACCACCCUCAUGGUGAAGAAAUUCUUGAAUAUGUCAAGCCUAAAUCUGCCUCUUUCCAGUUUAUACCCAUUCCCCCUCAUCCCAUCCCCACAAGCCUUUGUAAACAGCCCCUCCCCAGCUUUCCUGUAGCCCCUUCAGGUACUGGAAGGUCGCUAUAAGAUCUCCUCAGAGCCUUCUCUUCUCCAGGCUGAACAAGCCCAACUCUCUCAGCCCGUUCCUGUAUGGGAGGUGCUCCAGCCCUCUGAUCAUCUUUGUAGCCUCCUCUGGACCCAUUCCAACACCUCCAUAUCCUUCUUAUGCUGAGGAUUCCAGAACUGGAUGCAGAACUCACAAGAGCAGAAUAGAUGAAGAGAAUCACUUCCCUCGACCUGCCAGACACGGUUCUUUUGAUGCAGCCCAGGAUAAGGUCGGCCUUCUGGGUUGUGAGCGCACAUUGCUGGCUCGUGCCUGAGCUGCAGCCUCUGCGCGGUGCUUCCAGGCAGCCCCAACAUGCUGCACGGCAGCUACCAGCUCUCAGAGGCAGUAGUGCUCAGGGAUGUAGCCAGUGUGAGAGAUGGAAGUGGUUAUCUUCAUGCUUAGGAGAUGGAAAUAUUUAUUUUAGAUUACUGUUUGCUGGGCAAUCAGAGGCUGCUGCAGCGAGGCAGGUUGUCCACUUAGUGUUGCCUCUGUCAACAGAAGGCACUAACACCCACUUACUCACAGUAAGUGCUCUUCCCUCAGCCUUUGGGUUUCCUACUGCUAGGCAAUAUUUCCCUCUUUUAUUUAUGUUCUUUUCUCCUGUUUUGAAGCUUUACUCAUCUGAUUUCAGUAAUAAGCUAAUCUAGGCCUUACAAAACAAAAACCAAAGAAUAACCAAAAGCAUCUGGAUUAUUGAACUAGAGCGCUCCAGGAGAGCUUGAGAUACCGCUGCCUCGCACCUGCUGGCCAAGAGCUGUGGUUGACCAUGGUUUGUGGAAGCUGUGUGUGCAUCGAUCUUUGUGAAUGCAGUCCUAGGAUAAGCUGACUCUCUGCUGAACCCAGAGACCUGCAGAAGGAAUGGACGGACUGAAAAGGCUUUAGAGGACCCUAUAAGCAAUAGACUAUCUGUGAGUAAACAUAGUCCAGGGCUCUGCACGGCUUCCCAAUGUAAUGUCCACUGUUGUCUAAAGCUUUAAAAGCCCAAAUAUUUACUCAAGUACAAGCUCACAGAAAAAGCAUUAGACUAUUGCCCUCUCAGUUACUGGGCAACCUUCAAGAGUACUUAAUUAUUUUGUACUUUCCAUGGUUACCUCCCCGAUGGUGAAAUCUUCAGGGAAUGAGU